This is a messenger RNA of Musa acuminata subsp. malaccensis (wild Malaysian banana), 2664 nucleotides long. Its product is annotated as RNA demethylase ALKBH10B. Lineage: Eukaryota; Viridiplantae; Streptophyta; Magnoliopsida; Zingiberales; Musaceae. The record is from RefSeq and is a predicted model, not a curated record. Gene Ontology annotation, biological process: mRNA catabolic process. Gene Ontology annotation, molecular function: mRNA binding; demethylase activity.
UCCAAGAGAUAACACAGAGAGAGAGAGAGAGAGAGAGAGAGAGAGAGAGAGAGAAGAAGACGAAGUGAGAGCGGCCACAGUGGGAAAGGAAGCGUCCGCUGCAAGCUACCUUCAUUCCUCUUCGCUCCCCUCGCAAAACUCUAGACGACGCCUCUCCCACCGCCCAUCCAGAUCUCAGCUGUUUCCAUCGCAUCUCUCGGUUGGAUUCUCGAGCCAUUUCUGCUCCAGUCGCCUCCGAUCCAAAAUCUACUUUCGAUCCGUUCAUCUCUCUAUUCUAUUUCGUGUUUAUCGCGUGAACUUCGUCGAUUUCGUGGUGGGAGGGUUUGGAUCUGGGGGUUAUGCAGCUGAAUUGAAGGCCCUAGUGAUGGCGGCGGCGUCGGGCAGUCCUGCGGUGGUGCAGGAGACAGUGCAGUUCCCGGUGGUGGGCGGCGGCGGGGGCGAGGCGCCGCGGCAGUGGUACGUGGACGAGAGGGAUGGAUUUAUCUCGUGGCUGAGGGGGGAAUUCGCGGCGGCAAAUGCUAUUAUCGAUCUGUUGAUCAAUCACCUCAGGGUUGCUGGCGAGCCAGGAGAAUACGACCACGUGGCUGGAUGCAUCCACCAACGGCGAUUUCACUGGACGCCCAUCCUCCACCUGCAACAGUACUUCCCGGUGGCUGAUGUCAACUAUGCGCUGCAGCAGGUGGAGUGGAGGCAGCGGCAGCAGACGCCGCAGAGGCAUUCCUACCGCCGGAAGGAGAAGGACGGUAGAAAGUCUGGAUUUGGACACACUUAUGUGCAUCGAUCCGAUGGGGUUCAAGAGAGCCAUGGAUCGCCUGCUUCUGGUAUGACUGUAUCUGACGUUGCAAACGUCGAAAAUCAGGGCUGUAAUAUGGACACAUACAAGGAUGCGAACCAGAAGAGUGAUGCCCAGAUGUCACAGGCGAAGGAUUCACUUGCUCAAGUUGAGAAUGAUGGAAUCUGCACUGUACCUAGCUCCAAGGCAAAUUGCAGCCUAAAGGAUGGAGACAACUCAGCUGAGACCAAGGAGACCAAGUGUAUGAAUUUGGAACCUGCUUUUGUGAGUGAUAGUCAAGCUUUAGGUUGUAGAGAUGGUGCAGAUUUGACUUCAACAAAAGACGGAAACCGGAAAGUCAUUUCUAUACCAAAAGAAUUUUUGGCCAAAGAAAUAAGUGAUGGCAUGAUGGUUAAUGUUGUUGAAGGACUCAAACUUUAUGAGGAUUUACUAGAUAGCUCAGAGAUUUCCAGACUUGUUUCAUUAGCUAAUGAAAUGAGGGCUGCUGGCCACAGAGGAGAACUUCCAGGGCAAACACUUGUACUGCUGAAAAGACCUAUGAAAGGACAUGGAAGAGAAAUGAUUCAGUAUGGCAUUCCCAUCACUGACGGACCUGCAGAAGAUACAAAUACAAGUCCGACCUCUGGAGAGAGAAAGGUAGGGGCCAUUCCUAGCUUCCUGCAGGAUGUUCUCGAUCGUGUGGUCCAGCUGCAAGUUUUGCCUAUAAAACCUGAUUUUUGUAUUAUCGACUUCUUUAGUGAGGGGGAUCAUUCACAACCUCAUACAUGGCCACCUUGGUAUGGUAGGCCGGUUUGUAACUUAUUACUGACAGAGUGUGAUAUCGUAUAUGGCCGGACAGUAGGAUCAGAUCAUAGGGGAGACUACAAUGGUUCUCUGAAGCUUUCUGUCAAUGCAGGGUGUCUACUGGUGAUGCAAGGGAAAAGUGCGGAUCUAGCCAAACGUGCUAUCCCCUCCCUCCGCAAGCAGCGAAUACUUGUAACUUUUGGAAAAUCUCGACCGAAGAAGACUCUUCCUUCAGAAGCCUCGUUCUUCCCUUCAUCUGCUGUAUAUCCAGCCUCAGGUCCAUCAUCAGCUAGGCCACUAAACUCCUCCCGUCAUCCAUCAGGCCGUAGGAACUAUGGGGUCAUUCCCACUACUGGUGUCCUGCAAGCACCCUCGAUCCAUCCUCAUAGCAUGUCUCCUAAUGGAGUCCAGCCACUAUUUGUGGCAGCAGCGCCUGUGGUGGCUUCUUCGGCUAUGCCUUACCCUGCACCUACCAUGACGCCCCCUGCAACGGCUGGAUGGACGGUGACAGCUCCUCCGAGGCACCCAUCCCCCCGACUCCCGGUUCCUGGCACCGGAGUCUUCCUCCCUCCUGGGUCUGUUCAUUUGCCUCCAUCUCAGCAGCUGCAAAUGGUUCCGGUACCGGCUGAAUCGAGCUAUGCUCCACAACAAACGUUUGCUUUGCCCGAGAGCAACGGCGUGGAGAAACCAAACUGCAACAGCUAUGCUUCUCCAAAGAACGUAAAGGAUUCAACCGUGCCUAGUCUGAAAACCAAGAGCACCGGUAAUGCUGGCGCAAACAAAGAACAGCAAAGCGCUGUUGCUGAGAAGCCCGUGAACAAUCUGACGGAAAUCGUUGCUAAGUAGAUGAACCGAUCGAGUCUGAAGAGGGAGACAAAAAAAGGGAUGUGUACUCUUCAAACAAAUAGCAGGAUAGUCAGGAAACCACGAAAGAGUUUAGGAGCAAAUGUAAAGAGCGGCAGAGGAAUUGCUACAUCACCUCUUCUCCUUUUUGCAUGUCAAGGAUUAGGAGUAAAACCUUCUCAUUUAACUUUUUGUAGCAUCACUUUUUAAGUUCUAUACCUAUUUCAUCUUCAACUGCUGUUAAA